AUGGCAGAACACAUAAAUUUUAGUUCCUCUUCACAGUUUCAGUCGCCAGAAAAUCCAAUUCCAGUAAACGACAAUCCUCCACAGUCAGUUUUUAGCUUUGGCACAGCACCUAGCGACAAUGCCCAGCGGUUAACUCAAAUACAGCAUAAUCCCGCGAAUAUAACUCCACGCGGCUUAGUAUGCUCAUUCCUCAAACAGCAUUCUUCCUACGAUGUCCUACCUGUUAGUUACCGACUUAUAGUGUUAGAUACCACAUUAUUAGUAAAAAGGGCGUUAACUGCCUUAAUGCAAAAUGGAGUCGUCUCAGCCCCUUUAUGGGAUUCGGCGAAUCAAAAAUUCGCAGGAAUGCUGACAGUAUCCGAUUUCAUGAAUUUAAUUCAAUAUUAUUACAAGAAUUCAUCAUAUUCUGCCGCAUUAGAGGAAAUAGAACAAUUUCAAAUACAACAGCUAAGAGAGGUGGAAAGACGAAUUAUCCCAGCUCCUCAAUUGCUAUCUAUAGAUCCACUCAAAACAUUAUAUGAAGCAUGUAAGCUGCUAAUAGAAGCACGUGCACACAGAUUACCGUUAGUGGAUGUGGAUUCUGAGACUAGUCAAGAAAUGAUUGUUUCUGUAGUCACUCAGUACAGAAUAUUGAAAUUUAUUGCAAUGAAUUGCAAAGAAACGAAAUUAUUAAGAAAGCCUUUGUCAGAAAUCAAAAUUGGCGUAUAUGAUAAUCUUGCAACCGCAAGUUUAUCGACGCGAGUCAUUGAGGUUAUCAAUACAUUUGUUGAGAGACGAAUAUCAUCCGUGCCAAUAGUAGACGAAAAUCAGGUGGUAGUCAAUGUUUAUGAAACUGUCGAUGUGAUGACCUUAGUUCGUGCUGGCGCUUAUUAUGGCAUUGAUUUACCUAUCGGUGAGGCAAUUCUCAAAAGAACAGAGGAUUUUCCGGGAGUUCACACUUGCACGCUUAAUGAUUCACUUUCCUCUAUUUUUGACUUGAUACGAAAGGCUCCGGUGCAUCGUCUGAUUGUCGUUGAUUCAGAAAAAUUCAUUGAAAUCUACGCAAAAGGAGAAAGUGCGACAGUUUAUGACAUUUACCAGUGCCAGGUAUUACUUUUAAGAUGUGUAAUGGACGAAAAAAUCGCCCUUCGAAAACUUAAAGACUUUAACUGGAACGUAGAAGUGGCAGUUGACGCUUUCUUUAAUGAUCAACCGGCCACCACUUCAUGGAAUAGGUUUGCUUCGCCAGCACCUUCAGGAGUUGAUACCAAUAAACUUAGUCUAAUUUUUAACCGAUAUAAAGAUAAAGAUGAAGAUGCCAUUCUUGUUGAUGGAAUGCUUCAAUAUUGCAAUGAUUUACGUGUUGCGCCAGAAGAUGUCGUGAUGUUGGUUAUAGCUUGGAAUUUAGAAUCAGAAAAAAUGUGUGAAUUUAAACGCCAAGGGUUUAUCAAUGGAUGGACAAAAUUAAAGUGUGACACAAUUGAAAAGAUGCGAGCUGCUAUACCAAGACUUCGACAAUCUUUAAAGGAAGAGACAACAUUCAAAGAGGUUUAUCAAUUCACAUUUAAGUUUGGGCUUAGUGAAAAUCAAAAAUCUUUGAAUCUGGAUAUUGCAAUCGAAUAUUGGCAACUUUUGCUACGAGACCGUUGGCCACAUCUUGACAUAUGGAUAGAAUUUAUUAAGGAAAAGCAUGGAAAAUCCAUUUCGAAAGACACGUGGAACUUGCUACUGGAUUUCAUUAGACAGGUCAAUCUAGAUCUGUCGAAUUAUGACGCCGAAGGUGCUUGGCCAGUUUUAAUUGACGAGGGUCCAUUCCCGACACUCAAAGUUUCAUAUGCUGGUGCAAUAGCCGUUAUUCAGGAAUCCAUAAUAAUUUUUGUUUGCUUCCGAACAAAGGUCCAUAAACAUCUUCCAAUAAAACGUCUUCAAAGAACUUUUGAUGCGAAAGGCACGAUAUUAGUUCCUCAGUAUAUCUGGUUUAUUAAAAUAUUUAUAACAACAGCGAACCCUGAACUCUUAGUGAAACGUAAUUUCAGAUUUACGAGUGCCACAAAAUUGGCAGCCCUCUCAGUUGCCGUAAGCUUGAAAAAAUCAUAUCUGCCUGUGAAAGCUUUUGGACAACCGAGUAAUUCAAAUCGUGAGAUACGCCAAAUGUUUUGGCUUGUCAACCUGAAUAAGACAGAAGGCGGCAGGUGUUUGCAAAGAUUUCAAGAGGAAUAUCUGUGGUGGAAAGACUUGUGCGUGACAACGAACAAGGUAUCUCAUGUUCUAGUAAACGUCAUUACCUCGCUCGUAUUACGAUUAGUCAUAGAAAUCAUGUGA
Molecule: messenger RNA, 2301 nt
Organism: Ambispora gerdemannii
Lineage: Eukaryota; Fungi; Glomeromycota; Glomeromycetes; Archaeosporales; Ambisporaceae
Source: the annotation of a GenBank genome assembly